Molecule: messenger RNA, 5623 nt
Organism: Megalobrama amblycephala (Wuchang bream)
Lineage: Eukaryota; Metazoa; Chordata; Actinopteri; Cypriniformes; Xenocyprididae
Product: arginine-glutamic acid dipeptide repeats protein-like
Cellular component (GO): nucleus
Molecular function (GO): transcription corepressor activity
Source: RefSeq, a predicted model, not a curated record
UUGUGUUUUCUGUCUCACAGGGGGAGCUGAUCACCUUUUACUAUUAUUGGAAGAAGACCCCAGAGGCUGCUAGUUGCAGAGCCCACCGCAGGCACCGCAGACAACCCGUCUUCCGCCGGAUCAAGACCCGCACCGCCUCCACCCCCGUCAACACUCCUUCCCGCCCACCUUCCAGCGAGUUCUUGGACUUGAGUUCAGCCAGUGAAGAUGACUUUGACAGUGAAGACAGCGAGCAGGAACUGAAGGGCUACGCCUGCCGCCACUGUUUCACUACCACCUCCAAGGACUGGCACCACGGGGGUCGCGAGAACAUCCUGCUGUGCACCGACUGCCGGAUCCAUUUUAAGAAGUACGGCGAACUACCUCCCAUUGAGAAGCCUGUAGACCCGCCACCGUUUAUGUUCAAACCUGUCAAAGAGGAAGACGAUGGACUCAGUGGGAAGCAUAGCAUGAGGACUCGACGGAACCGCGGCUCAAUGUCAACGCUACGAAGUGGCCGCAAGAAGCAAACCGCCAGUCCAGAUGGCAGAGCCUCACCAACCAAUGAGGAUCUGCGCUCCAGCGGGCGCACCUCACCCAGUGCAGCCAGCACCUCCAGCACUGACAGCAAGACUGACUCGAUGAAGAAACCCAGCAAGAAGACGAAGGAAGAGGCGCCAUCGCCUAUGAAGAGUGCCAAACGUCAGAGAGAGAAAGGAGCCUCGGACACAGAGGAGUCUGAGAGGGCAAGCGCCAAGAAAUCUAAAACGCAGGAACUUCGGCCGGACUCGCCCUCAGAGUGUGAGGGAGAGGGAGAGGGUGAGAGCUCGGACGGUCGCAGUGUGAAUGACGAGGGCAGCAGCGAUCCCAAGGAUAUUGACCAGGACAACCGCAGCUCUUCUCCCAGCAUCCCCAGCCCACGCGACAACGAGAGCGACUCGGACUCCUCGGCGCAGCAGCAGAUCCUCCAGGGUCAGCACCCUCCGGUCAUCCAGUGCCAGACAGGGGCUUUACCCACGGCUCCUCCUUCCGCAGCGGCAGCCUCCACACCACCCACCUCAGGCACGCCUUCGCUGUCAUCCCAACCGUCCCCCUCCAUCCCCCCACCUCCAUGCCUCCUCAGCAGACACCUCCAGCAGGUCCGCUGUCUCUCACAGUCAGGGGCGCAGAGGCUGCCCUCACCGCAUUCCCCACUGCAGGGCAUGACUCAGCCUCCUCCAGCUUCUCAGACUGGCCCUCAGUCCCUGCAGCCUCCACUACACGGCCCAAUGCCGCCCAUGGGCCACCCUCUGCAGGCGGGGCCAUCACACAUGCCUCACCCUCAUGCUUUACCUGCUCAGUCCUUCCCUAUUGGUCAGUCUCAGGUCCCCCCUUCACCUCUCUCGGGCCAGUCCCAAGCUGCCUCCCUGUCUCAACAACAGCGACCUCACACCCCUCCAUCCCAGUCGCAGUCCUCCUCACAGAGCGGCAGCCAGCCUCCCAGAGAGCAGCCUCUCCCACCAGCACCAUUGCCUAUGCCCCACAUCAAACCUCCACCUACCACCCCUAUCCCACAAAUGCCAAACCCUCAGUCACACAAGCAUCCCAGCCACCCCCCAUUCCCGCAGAUGCCUUCCAACCUGCCCCCGCCACCCGCCUUGAAGCCCCUCAGCUCCCUAUCCACACAUCACCCUCCCUCCGCCCAUCCGCCGCCCCUUCAGCUCAUGUCUCAAAACCAGCAGCUACAGCCUCCACCAGUGCAACCUCCAGUACUCACCCAGUCCCAAAACCUUCCGGCGACAGGAAGUCAAGCACCCCCGCCGGCUCCUCCGCUCCCUUCCUCUUCCUCUGCUUCACACUCGGCGCCUUCUCAGCCACCCUUCCCUCCUCAUUCUUUCAUGCCAGGCAGCUCGCCCGUCCUGUCACCGUCUACCGUUCCUUCUUCUGUGGCGAACUCAAUGGCUAUGCUGCAGCAGCCACCCUCCUCCAUAUCCAUGCCCCUGCCUGCAACGGUCAGUGCGCCUUGCCCGGGACCCUCCACUGUGCCACCUGUACAGAUUAAAGAAGAGCCACUGGAUGAGGCAGAGGAGCCAGAGAGUCCUCCACCACCACAGAGGAGCCCUUCACCUCCACCCACCAUCGUCAACACUCCCAGUCACGCCAGCCAGUCUGCACGGUUCUAUAAGCAUCUGGACAGAGGUUACAACACAUGUGCCAGAACAGACUUCUACUUCACACCACUGGCCUCAUCGAAACUGGCAAAAAAGCGAGAGGAGGCGCUGGAGAAAGCCAAGAGAGAAGCAGAGCAGAAAGCAAGAGAAGAAAAAGAAAAGGAGAGGGAACGAGAAAAAGAAAGAGAACGGGAACGGGAGAGAGAGAAAGAGGCUGAGAGAGCUGCUAAAGCUUCCAGUUCUUCCCAUGAGGGUCGCAUGGGUGAACCCCCGAUGGCGGGAUCGGCUCAUAUGCGGACCUCUUUUGAUCCACCACCCACCACCAUUGCCACCGUGCCCCCUUACAUCGGCCCUGACACACCUGCCCUGCGCACGCUCAGCGAAUACGCUCGACCCCACGUCAUGUCCCCCACCAACCGCAACCAUCCCUUCUUCGUUUCACUCAACCCCACAGACCCACUCCUGGCCUACCACAUGCCCGGUCUGUACAACGCAGACCCCGGCAUGCGUGAGCGUGAGCUGCGGGAGCGAGAGAUACGGGAGAGGGAGAUCCGAGAGAGGGAGCUGAGAAUGGAGAGGAUGAAGCCAGGCUUUGAGGUCAAACCUCCAGAAUUGGACAGUCUGCAUCCUUCCGCCAACCCCAUGGAGCACUUUGCACGGCACGGGCCUAUUGGUCUCCCACCCAUGGCUGGCCCUCAUCCGUUUGCCUCCUUCCACCCGGGCCUGAAUCCACUGGAGCGGGAACGGCUGGCGCUGGCUGGGCCACAGCUACGUCCUGAGAUGUCCUACCCUGAGAGGCUACAUGUUGAGAGGAUGGCUUCUGUAGCAAACGACCCCAUUGCACGGCUGCAGAUGUUCAACGUGACGCCACACCACCAUCAGCACUCGCACAUCCAUUCACACCUACACCUGCACCAACAGGACCCUCUGCACCAAGGUUCUGGGGCACAUCCGCUCGUAGACCCACUGGCCGGCGGACCACACCUCGCCCGGUUCCCCUACCCACCUGGAGCCAUCCCCAACCCCCUGCUCGGACAGCCCCCGCAUGAACACGAGAUGCUCCGGCACCCUAUGUUCGGCGCUCCAUAUCCCAGAGAUCUCCCAGGUGGGCUACCACCACCAAUGUCAGCGGCACACCAGCUGCAGGCCAUGCAUGCACAGUCUGCAGAGCUACAGAGAUUGGCCAUGGAGCAGCAGUGGUUACACAGUCAUCACCACAUGCACGGAGGCCCACUGCCAGGACAGGAGGACUAUUACAGCCGGUUGAAGAAGGAAAGCGACAAACAGCUGUGAUCAGCCGAGGGCUCCCAGAGGAUCAGCAGGACACAGGAGGUCACAGCAGAACAGUCACGCAUGGGAACUCGCGUGUUCUAGGAACGUUCUCAGUUCGGCGAAGUGACGAGGAUCGUCUGAGGAAACUUCUUUCUGUUGUCAGCUUUCUUCACUAUUCCGGACUUUUUUUUAAGACAUUGACUUUUUCGGGGGGUUAUAUAUCGUUCAAGUAGUGACAGCGUCCUCAAGACUGAUUGUGACUUUCCUGCAUGAACAUACUCUGAGAAGCUUCCCUGACGUCUUUUGUAGGUGCUAGAAAACCAGAUACUUUGUCACUGUGCUAAUUGGGGGGAAAACAGAGGAACAGACCAGUCGGGCCAUUAUAUCUGAAAAGUGCUAUCUUAAAUUCAAUGUUUAUUUUAAUACAUUGUAGGAGGUUUUCAUAAUGUUAAGAAAAGCUGCAGCAUGGCAUUUUUUGAGUCUGUAAAUAGUAUAUAAAUAUAUAUAUAUAUAUAUACAUAUAUAAUUAUUGCUAUUAUCAUAAUAAUUAUUAUUAGGUGUGGAUUCCUAACAGAAACGUUAGACCUCCGAUAUAAUAAUUUUCUGAAGUGUCAUCCCUUGUUUCAGAGGGGAAGGAGAUGGCACGGUCAGAGCAGGUAACCAUGUCAGAUGUAAACGGGGUUUGCUGGGUAGAAUGGUACCGGAUUUUAAUCCAAACGCCUCUAGAGGUCAAAGCUCAGAUGACGCUUUUUUAUUUUUGUUUGUUUGUUUGAUUUGUUUCAUAUAUCGACAGUCAAUGACAAACACUCAUGACAUCAUGACCAUAUUUUUAAUUUCAUUGCUGAACUCAAACUCAAAACACUUGAAGGAGGAGGUGCGAUGCCUCGUGAGUAUUGGGGCAAGUAGCCCAUUUGGAAAGAAGAAUAUUGCACUGAUUAACCUCAGUUUUUCUUUUUAAACUGUAAUUGGCUUUCCUAUGGCUUCUUAAGUGUGAGUGAGUGCAUUUUGAAAGCCGUUCGCUCUGUUUUGUGUGUACCAAAGUUGAACGGCGUUCAGUUUUGCAACUGGGUUCAUAUCUCAGCUAGUUCCUCAGUGCUUAGAGAUUGCGAAACGUUUUUUUAAAGUAACAAUAUGACAUCUUGAUGCACAUUUUUUUACUUUUAGAUUUACAUAUUGUCAAAGGGUGCUGGGAAAGAUAGCAAUGCCCCCCCCCUCCCGGUUUGUCUCCUGAAGUCCUCUUACGAGCUCCUCGCACAGUCAGUAUCCCGACCUACUGUACAGAUUCAUAAAACCAUUCUCACUGUGAAGCCAGGGGGAAGAUGGUGGCAGAGAUGACGUCGAGCUUGGAUUGUGUACCUGUGUGUGCAUGAGUUCACAGUAGUGGAAGAUGAUGACUGUGCUUGAGCUUCUCUCUGCAUUCCUGACACUGCAUUACCUAUGAUGCAUGAUGCCUCUUUAUUUGCUCUCCAUCAUGUUGAGGCUGUUUGAUAGCAAUCAUUGACUGUUACAUGCAGUAUUUUUGUUCGUUUUGUUUGUUUGUUUUUCCCAGAUCCAUCAGAAUUAAUGUUCAAUAUUUGAAAUGACAAAUGCUAAAAAUUCAUUUUUACCUCUGGUGAGAUUGUGUAUGGGCCUUUUUUGAGCUAAAAGUUCAAAGUACAGUAAAAGCUCAGAGUACUGUUUUUAAUUCUCUCCCCUGUUGUUUUUAAAAAAGCCAUCGUGCAUCCUUUGAAGAGUAUGCAUAGAAGCCAGUUUUUAGCAGUAUAUGCCCAAAGCUGAACACUUUCUGUAAUUGGACUGUCAUGUAUCUUUUAUUCUGUCUCAGAUGUAUACAGCAUUUUACUUUUGUUUUAAGCAUUUUCUCCUUUUGUCCCUCUUUUGUGUCUUAAACCUUUGAUGUUGAGUGUUGUCAAUGGUUUAGCUUCUUGUUUCAAAGCGGCAAUAGCAGAAUGUACAUUCUGACUGCUAAGAUUUAUAUAUACUGGUAUCUUGAAGCUUAUUGUAUAUAUUAGUAGUCGCAAUGGGAUGACACAGUGUAAACAAAAAGUAGAGAUAAUUAAGGCAGAUUGUGAGUCCUGUGUUCUCCCAUUUGAGUAUUUUGUAAUUUUUUUGACAAAUUUGUGGAAUUAAAAUAAAACUAAGUUACACCACAUGGAAACUUGAUUUCUAGUCAAUAUCACCUUUUGUUAUGACAUGGCAAAAGUAAAUGUUCAUGCUGACAAAAA